Molecule: messenger RNA, 1230 nt
Organism: Carica papaya (papaya)
Lineage: Eukaryota; Viridiplantae; Streptophyta; Magnoliopsida; Brassicales; Caricaceae
Source: RefSeq, a predicted model, not a curated record
AUGAGUGGAGCAAUCAUAUUCAUACAUGAAGAUUUGAAGAUAACCGAGGAGCAGGAAGAAGUUCUUGUAGGGAUUUUGAGUAUAAUAUCACUUCUUGGCAGCUUAGCUGGUGGGAGAAUAUCGGAUUCUAUAGGUCGAAAGUGGACAAUGGCCUUGGCCGCUUUCAUCUUUCAAACAGGUGCUGCUAUAAUGACAAUUGCUCCUUCAUUUCAAGUACUGAUUAUAGGAAGACUUGUGGUUGGGAUUGGUAUUGGUUUAGGAGUUACAGUUGCUCCAGUCUAUAUUGUCGAGAUAUCACCCACUGUUACAAGAGGCUUCCUCACCUCCUUCCUAGAGAUAUUCAUGAAUUUAGGAAUCUUGCUUGGUUAUGUCUCGAAUUAUGUGUUUUCAGGUUUUCCUGUACACAUAAACUGGAGAAUUAUGCUGGCAGUUGGAAUUCUUCCCUCUAUUUUUAUUGGAAUUGCACUGUUUGUAAUUCCUGAGUCACCAAGGUGGUUGGUUUUGCAGAACCGUGUAGAAGAAGCAAGAUCAGUCCUGUUGAAAAUAAGUGACAAUGAGGUAGAGGUGGAGGAGAGAUUUGCUGAAAUACAACUUGCUGCUGGACAUGCUAAUGUAGAGAAAUACAAAGAGAAAGCUGUUUGGCGCGAAUUGUUGAGGCCUUCCCCUUCAGUUCGUAGGAUGCUUAUAGUCGGGCUUGGACUCCAGUGUUUCCAGCAGAUUACUGGAUCAGAUGCCAUUGUGUAUUACAGCCCUGAAAUCUUCAAGGAAGCCGGGAUUAAGAGCAAUUCAAAGCUUCUUAUGGCUACAGUUGCUGUUGGAUUUAUGCUUACCCUUGCUUUCCUAGGGAAUGGACAGACUGGAAUUGCAUUAGCAAUUUUGUUUGUCUGUGGAAAUAUGGCUUUCUUUUCUGUGGGGAUUGGUCCUGUUUGCUGGAUUUUAACAUCUGAAGUUUUCCCUUUGAAGUUGCGCGCUCAAGCAACGGCUCUUGGGGUUGUGGGGAAUAGGGUUUCUAGUGGCUUGAUUGCCAUGUCUUUUCUCUCCGUCACAGGUGCAAUUACUUUUGCCGGAACAUUCCUCAUCUUCUCAGGAAUCUCAGCUCUUUCGGUUCUCUUUAUCUACGCACUUGUUCCUGAGACAAAAGGAAAAUCAUUGGAGCAAAUUGAAUUGCUAUUUCAGGAUGAAGCAGGGAGUGGUGAAAUGGACAUGAGAAAUAACCAGCGUUUCGUGUAG